Messenger RNA from Aspergillus terreus NIH2624, 2901 nucleotides. RefSeq names its product PX domain protein. The transcript has 2 exons. The coding region runs from base 1 to 2901 and encodes 966 amino acids. The record is from RefSeq and is a predicted model, not a curated record. Gene Ontology annotation, molecular function: phosphatidylinositol binding. Gene Ontology annotation, cellular component: intracellular membrane-bounded organelle. NCBI's taxonomy places the organism in Eukaryota, Fungi, Ascomycota, Eurotiomycetes, Eurotiales, Aspergillaceae.
AUGGAUGCUUCCAGCGACAAGCCAGCUCCGAGCGAAGAACGCACUUCCUCCCCCGAAUCCUCCGCCGUCCAAACAAAAGAUAACAAUCCAAAAGCUCCGAAGGAUAUAGUCGACGCGAUACUGAACUUCUUUGCACACUCGAGCAACGAGGUCCUGUUGGGUGCCUUCGCCGCGUUAAUAGUCGCGACGUACAUCAUCCUAGGUAGACUCGGUCUCCUUUUGAUUGGUGUUGCCGGCGGAGUGACCUUGCACGCAACAUGGGAAGCAUCGGAGAAUGGGAGCACAGGCGGCCCACCAGAAGACCGCAACUCGAGAAGGAAGGAGCUCGCGUUGAACGUAGCCAACAGGUUGCUUGACUGGCGUCAACGGACCCCGGAAUCCGAUUUGGGCGCCGAUGAACCUCAACAGAAGUCGACCGGGGAUACCCUUUUGGUAGACUUCAAUUCUAUCUCUGGCCCAGAGACGGCCGCCGCGUUGGAAACCCUCACCGAUGCGGUGAUAAGAGACUACGUGAAAUACUGGUAUGGGCCGAUAUUGCCAUCUGAAACCAAGUUUCCUCUCUCGUGCCGGACGGUAUUAGCCGGCUUUAUUGGCAAUGUGUCUUCCCACCUCUCCCGAAAACGGACCGCAGACGCUUUCCUCGAGUUCCUUACAAAUUCAUCAUCGAUGGUGAUCGUCUUUCUGAAUGAGCUCUCUACUGCCUACCAGGUUGUAGGGACCUCUAUGUCACCCGAACAGACGGUUCGACGCUACCUAGAACUGUCUCCCGAAAGCAGCCUAGCAAAUGUGUUAGCCGAAACGCAGCAGAAAAGAAAACUGAAUAUGAUAGCAGACGACAUAUUGUCCAAUUUUCUGGAUCCGAAGGCUUAUGCUUGUCUCCCAGUGCGGGAUUUUCUUCGCGAGAUCCUAGCCGGCGUCAUCCUUGAGUCGAUCAUAACAAGCCUUUCGCGUCCAGAAUUCAUAAACGGCUGGAUCAUUUACCUCUGUAGUGAAGGUGAAUCGGAGAUUAUGAAUGCUAUCGACGCUGGCGUUGAAAGUGCCCGUACGCAAGGGGUGUCUUCGGUUAGGGACUCGACGGAUGUGAACACCAUAUCCCGCGCAUCAACAGACGCUGCGGAUGCAGACCUGAACUCUGCUAAUGAUACACAAGUGAAGCCUGGAAGUGUGGACAAGGCAACAGAGGACGCAAUAAAGGAGGCUAAACGCCUAAGUGCCAUGAUUGCGGCCCAGAGCAACUUCCAGGAACCAAUUUCGACGACGGAUGGUGGUGAAAGAAAUUCUGGGUCUACCGACGAGCUUAGUAGGGCUACGGAUGGGGAUAGGAACUCCCUAGCUCGCGAAACAACAGAAAACGCGACUGGAAAGGGCUCAUUCGAAACUGAAACCACUUUGUCCAAUGAGAGGGCGUCAUCGCAGUCGCCAGCAGUACUGCCAGACAUUCCCUCAUCACCAAGCCUGCCAUCAGAUCUACCGCCGCCUCUAUACGGCGCCUCCAUAUCCGUGGAUGACGGAUCGGAGCCGGGAGGGAAGGGGGUCUUGCGCUCAAAGCCCACAUCCGAUUAUCUGCUCCAGGUCGAACCACCGUCAUCUCGUUCAACCGGAUGGAUGGUUUUCCGGAAAUACACAGACUUUGAAUCGCUCCACGUGGCACUGGAGACUAUAUCUCGAUUGAACCGACUUGAAAAGUUCACGGAGGAUCACCCUCUUCUACCGCCCUGGAAAGGACAGACGAAGCAAGCGCUAGUGAAAGAGCUGGAGAGAUAUUUACAGGACGCUCUUCAAUAUGAACCGCUUGCAGAAAGUGCACGAAUGAGACGAUUUCUCGAAAAGGAUGGAGGCACUGGUCCUGUAUCGAAUGGUACAAAAUCGGGGUUCUCAUUUCCUAGUCAACAUGCACUGGAGAAUGUGGGAAGAAAUGUUCUGGGCGUCUUGAGCAAUGCGCCCAAAGGGGUUUCCGGUGGCAGCAAAGCGGUAUUUGGCGGAGUCUCAGGAGUCUUUGGGACUGGGACAGCGAGCGGGAGAAAGUCCUUAGCAAGCCCCGAUCUAGAUGGAAAUGCCGAAAAGCUUGCUGGCCUGCAGGAAGUACAGACGCCACCGCUUCGUACUUCCGAAGAUGACCCAUACCAAAAGGCUGCUGCAGACUGGCAAAAAUCAGACGCCAACGCUGAAGAAGUGCAGUCCACCAAGCCCAGUCAACCCACUGACUCUUCGCCUCGUGAGUCUACUUCAAGUCGCGCGAAGGAUAGUCCCCGCGAAAGUUCAGAAAUUCCCACUUCAGCUCCAGAAGCAAAGGUUGACUCUGCUCUACAGACGUCUUCGGGCCUGGACGGGACAGCAACGGAUGGGGCUCACUCAAACUCGGUGGGUGAGAAACCAGCCGCUACCGUCCCAAGAAGUCAGAGCAGUCCUAUCACACAGGAUGAGACCCGUAUUGCAGUGGAGUUGAUUUUCGCCAUGAUCAACGAAUUAUAUACGCUAUCGUCAGCGUGGAACAUCCGCCGGACUUUGCUGAAUGCGGCCAAGUCUUAUAUACUCCGUCCCGGGAACCCUAAUCUAGAAACCAUUCGCGGCCUGUUGCAGGAGUCCAUGAUCGAAGCGAACACGACAGAUGACACAAUUGCGUUUUAUCUCCAGAAGAUGCGUGAAAACGCUCUCCCGACAGAGGAGGAACUCAAAGCCUGGCCUCCUCCACCCGAUGAUGCCGAAAAAGAGCGCCUCAGGGAUUCUGCGCGGAAAGCACUAGCCCAAAGAGGACUGCCCCAGGCGUUAACAAGUGUGAUGGGGGCAGCGGCCAGCCGAGAAGCUCUUGAAAAGGUAUUUGACUGUCUUCAAUAUGAACCCAUUGCUAGAGGGUUUGUUUUCUCUGUUUUAUUGCAAGCCCUGCGGGCUGUGAUAUUAUGA